Molecule: messenger RNA, 2472 nt
Organism: Trypanosoma rangeli
Lineage: Eukaryota; Euglenozoa; Kinetoplastea; Trypanosomatida; Trypanosomatidae
Product: putative alpha glucosidase II subunit
Exons: 1
Coding region: 1-2472 (823 amino acids)
Biological process (GO): N-glycan processing; carbohydrate metabolic process
Molecular function (GO): alpha-glucosidase activity; carbohydrate binding
Source: RefSeq, a predicted model, not a curated record
AUGGCUGUGCCGAAUUUUUCUGGACCUUACGGUUCGCUGCGACUGCUGCUGCUGCUUGCCACGCUUCUUGUAUUCAUGGCGGUGUCUGUGAACAGCGUAGAGGUUAUGAAUCUAGUCUCAAAAGCCUCCCUUAACGUCUCUGACUACGGAGGUGGAGUUUUGCGCGUCACACUGACACCAUUGACGGAAUCGUUUUACGAAGUCAAGGACGUGGUGAUACGGGAACCGGAGAAGGUGAAACUUGACUCCGUUUGCGAAGGAGAGAAAUGCAGCAUUUCCAGUGGUUUGUGUGUUGUAACAGCCACUGUCGCUGAUGAUGUUUUUUAUGCAAGUUAUGAAUGCAAUGGGUCUGUGCUAACUUCUGUACAACUGUCACUGGGCUCGCUUGAGGAACCUUCUGUGAAGUUUAAGUUUCCCUCUGCUCGACGCCUCUACGGCAUCCCUGAGCACGCAAUGGAUCUACCGCUGCACAAAAAUGUGACGUACGUCUUGUACAACAACGACGCCUUUCAGUACAAAAUUGACGAUCCCAGACCCUUGUAUGGGGCGAUUCCCUUCCUUUUAGCUCAUUCCUCGAAGACCUCCACAGGCGUGCUUUUUCUCAACAGCGCAGGGAUGCGUGUCACAGUGCAAGAGGAAGAUGAAGUGCUUGGAUGUCAAUGGAAUACAGAAGGCGGGCUGGUGGACUUAUUCUUCUUUCCUGGUCCGACCCCUUUUAUGGUACAGAAGCAACAUGCUUCCGUCACUGGCAACACCAUGCUGCCGCCGUAUUUUAGUCUUGGCUACCAUCAAUGCCGGUGGAACUACCGAAACACAAACGAUUGCCUGAAUGUGGACCAAGGGUUUGAUCGACACAAUCUUCCAUAUGAUGUUUUAUGGCUUGACAUUGAGCACACUGAUAACAAGAAGUAUUUCACUUGGGACAAACACAAUUUUCCCCAACCAGAAUUGCUUGUCAGUGCGCUGGCGUCAAAGGGGCGAAAGCUUGUUACCAUCAAGGAUCCGCACGUGAAGCGCGAGAGUGGAUACUUUGUGCAUGAGGAAGCAACAAAUGGCAACCACUAUGUGAAGAAUGCGGAGGGAACGGAGGAUUAUGUGGGAAAGUGUUGGCCUGGAUCGAGUUCAUGGGUUGAUUUCUACAACAAACGAACGAGGGAUUGGUAUGCAACAUUUUUUCACCACGACCGUUAUGAGGGAGGAAGUCAUGAUGUACACUCCUGGGUGGAUAUGAAUGAGCCAUCUGUGUUCGAUGUAGGGGAUAAUACCAUUGCCAGAGAUGUCAAACACACCAGCGAUAGCGGCAAAUUGGUUGACAACAAAUACCUGCAUAACAUGUACUCUGUGUAUAACCUGAUGAGUGUGUAUCAGGGGCAUAUAGAGACAAGCAAAGGCCUGAGUCACGUUAAACGACCCUUUAUUCUGACACGAAGCUUCUUCUCUGGGGCUCAGCGUUAUGCGGCGAUGUGGACAGGUGAUAAUAUGGCAAAAUGGGAUCAUUUGCAAAACUCUUUUCCAGAGUUGUUGUCUAUUUCCGUGUCAAACUACGCGUUUUGCGGUGCAGACAUUGGCGGUUUUUUCUUUGAACCCGAUGAGGAGCUUUUCGUGCGAUGGAUGCAGGCCGGCGUAUUUUAUCCCUUUAUGCGAGCGCAUGCCCAUUUGGAGACGAAACGGCGUGAACCAUGGACUUUUGGCGAGACUGCAACCGACCGCAUUCGUGUUGCGUUGGCGCUUCGUUACUCCCUUUUGCCGUACUUGUAUACACAGUUUUUCCUUAGUCACAAAACUGGUUCGACUGUGCUGCGUCCGCUUUUCUACGAAUUUCCACAUGAUGAAACGUUAUAUGAUGAGCAGUACACCUUCAUGUUUGGUCCCUCUCUAUUGGUUUCCCCGGUGCUUCAGCCAGGGGUGACGGAGAAGAACGUCACAGUACCUGCAGGUAGUGUCUGGUACUCCUAUGCCACAGGUGAGGUGGUGCCUUCUGGCAUUUUUCAGAUGAGUGUGGAUAUGGACUCGAUACCGUUGUUCCUGCGCGGUGGUCAUAUUAUUCCUGCAAAGCUGCGCAUGCGCCGCAGUACAUUCAGCGCUCGACAUGAUCCUUUUACCCUCUACGUGGCGUUGAAUGAACACGGCAAUAGUGACGGCGAACUCUUUGUAGAUGAUGGUGAGUCAUUCAAUUAUGAAACAGGGGCAUACAUUCACCGACGUCUCUCGUUUACGGGAAACCAGCUUACAUGCACAGCUCACCCUGAUGCCAUGUCAUCUGUUUUAACCCCGCUCUAUGUUCGCAACAGGGUGGAGCGUGUCAUGAUUUUCGGCUACGUUGGGCGGCCUAAGCGCGUCAUUGUUCAAACAACCGUGGAUUCAGUUGGUAUUGGCCGUGAGGUGGACUACGAGAUGCAGGGUGGGGCAUUGCUGCUGCGCAAGCCUGAUGUACCGAUCUGUGAUGAUUGGACUAUUAUACUGGAGCGAUAA